This is a messenger RNA of Postia placenta MAD-698-R-SB12, 745 nucleotides long. RefSeq lists its product as hypothetical. The transcript has 3 exons. Gene Ontology annotation, molecular function: DNA binding. The record is from RefSeq and is a predicted model, not a curated record. Lineage: Eukaryota; Fungi; Basidiomycota; Agaricomycetes; Polyporales; Adustoporiaceae. The coding region runs from base 24 to 458 and encodes 144 amino acids.
CGUCCCCCGUAAGCGCUCUCUCCAUGUCUGCGUCUCCUCCGCAAGACGAUCCCACCGACGAGAAGGUCGACGAGCUAGACGACACCGGCGAACCAGAGCCAGAGCCAGCCGCGGACGCAGAGGCCGAGCCACCAAAGAAGCGCGGACGGGGACGUCCCAAGGGUAGCAAGAACAAGAAAACCCUUGCGUCUACAGAGACCGCUCCAUCAGGGGGCGAGGCAUCGGGCGAGGCAGGAACCUCCUCAGAUGCCAAUAAGAAACGGAGAGGGCGCCCACCAAAGAGAAAGUCGGAAGAUGAGGCACCAGCAGAGCCCAAGAUUAAGCGUCCUAGGGGUCGUCCCCCCAAACCGAAACCAGAGCCAUCGGGCGACAACGAUAGGGACGACCCGGAGCCUGCUGCAACAAGUAGCACACCGAAGAAGAAGCGAGGACGGCCUCGCAAGAAUCCUCCUGCUUGAUCUCUCUAGAUGACGAGCGUGAAUGCUCGACCGAGACGGAACUAUACGUCGUUACACACUGUCUCGAAGCCGCCUUUACGACCCGCUAUGUCCCUCCCUCUGCUAAAGCAAUUGUCGCUCGUGGGGCCUGCCCUUGUUGUAUGUUUUAUUGGCCCGUAAUUCAGCGCUCAACGCCACACUCAUGCGCUUUUUGUCCUAUAUCAUUUCAUUUGGCCCACUUUUAUUUCCGCUUUUCAUUUACACGGUACUGAUGGUCAACGGGUGUUCGAGUAUAGCUACGAGAAGGG